AUGCGCCUUCUCCCUGAUUGUCUUAACGCUGUAAAAUAUCGCGCUUUUUGGGAGAGCACAGACGAUCCUUCGCUCAAGAAAUUUUUAGAUUUUCGACUUUCGGCUGGCGAUUUAGAAGAUAUGAAAACCGAGUAUUACCGGUACAGUAAAGAACUAGGUACAAUAAGCAAAUUCUAUGCUGAAGUAUCUGAGCAUGGGCGGGAAGUGAUAAGUGGGAACGACCGCGUGUCUGUUGGUGAACUAUACUCCACGAACCACUUUGAGACCCUUUGUAUCGUUGAGUACACCAGCUACUCUACAACCCGCGCGCUUGUAGUGGGAACGACCGCGUGUCUGUUGAGUGAUAAAAAAUCUGCUAUAAUAAGACGUUUCUGGAAGCUUCAAGUCGAGAGACAAAACAUCAUUGGGAAGGUUAAAUUGCAUGAGGAUAGAGUCGAUGCACGAGUUAAAAAGACGGUCCAGGAUUUGCAGGCAUCCCAACACAUAACUAUUGCCGAUGUGGCAACAAAACAAAUUAAACACUACGCUAGGUCAACUACCACUAGCAUUACGAAGAGGUUCUUAGAUUGCAAGGAAAGAAAAGUAAAACGUACCAAAACUCAUGAGGACAGUAAUGGUAAUGAUAUUGAAAAUAAUCCUUUUUUAGUAUCAGAUGAAAAAUUAUCAACUGACUCUCCUAACGAUAUUGCGGACAAUAAUUAUUAUAUAAAAAUUUGA
Ambispora leptoticha is the source of this 717-nucleotide messenger RNA. The record is from the annotation of a GenBank genome assembly. NCBI's taxonomy places the organism in Eukaryota, Fungi, Glomeromycota, Glomeromycetes, Archaeosporales, Ambisporaceae.